Molecule: messenger RNA, 3259 nt
Organism: Neopelma chrysocephalum (saffron-crested tyrant-manakin)
Lineage: Eukaryota; Metazoa; Chordata; Aves; Passeriformes; Pipridae
Gene: DHDDS
Product: dehydrodolichyl diphosphate synthase subunit
Exons: 9
Coding region: 122-1123 (333 amino acids)
Biological process (GO): polyprenol biosynthetic process
Cellular component (GO): endoplasmic reticulum; dehydrodolichyl diphosphate synthase complex
Molecular function (GO): ditrans,polycis-polyprenyl diphosphate synthase [(2E,6E)-farnesyl diphosphate specific] activity
Source: RefSeq, a predicted model, not a curated record
CUGGGCGCCGCCUGUGACGUAAGCGGAAGGGCACGUCACGCUCCGGCCGAGGCUGAGGGGGCACCGGCGGGGCAGGGACCGGGAGCGGGACCGUGAGAGGAAAAGGAGCUCUGGGUAAAACAUGUCGUGGAUCAGAGAGGGCGAGCUGACCAUCAUAGAGAGGUUCUGUGCCAACAUCAUUAAGGCAGGUCCAAUGCCCAAGCACGUCGCCUUCAUCAUGGAUGGCAACCGCCGGUACGCCCAGAAGUGUCACGUGGAGAGACAGCAGGGGCACUCAGAAGGCUUUGAUAAGCUGGCACAGACACUACGGUGGUGCUUAAAUCUGGGCAUUCAGGAGGUGACUGUUUAUGCCUUUAGCAUCGAGAACUUCAAACGCUCCAAGGAGGAGGUGGAUGGACUGAUGGACCUGGCAAGACAGAAGUUCAGUCGCCUCCUGGAAGAACAGGAGAACCUGAAGAAGCACGGGGUGUGUAUCCGUGUCCUCGGGGACCUGCCACUCCUGCCCGUGGAUAUUCAGGAGCUGAUUGCCCAGGCUGUGCUGGCAACCAGGAACUACAACAAAUGCUUUCUAAAUGUCUGCUUUGCAUACACAUCGAGACAUGAGAUCAGCAAUGCUGUGAGGGAGAUGGCCUGGGGGGUGGAACAAGGACUGCUCGAACCCAGUGAUGUGUCAGAAUCCUUGCUCGAUAAGUGUCUGUACACCAACAACUCCCCCGACCCAGACCUCCUGAUCCGGACCUCUGGAGAGGUUCGCUUGAGUGAUUUCUUGCUCUGGCAGACAUCCCAUUCAUGCCUGGUGUUUCAAUCAGUCUUGUGGCCAGAAUAUUCCUUUUGGAACCUGUGUGAGGCAAUCCUUCGGUUCCAGAUGAACUACGGUGCUUUACAGAAGGCCAGAGACUCCUACAUGGAGGAGAGGAGGCGACAGCAGAUGGAAAGGGAUCAGGAUUAUGUGACAAGGAAGCUGCAGCAGGAAGGGUGUGCAUCCCACGGAGACUCCCGGCGCCGACGGACUCUGCUGCAGAAAUGCACGGCCAUGCGGGAGGAGAGGAUCCAGGGCUUCCUGCAGGCACUGGAGCACAAGAGAGCAGACUUCUUUGAGAGAUUGUGUACGGUGUCUGCAUGACACAGGGGCUGGGUUACCUCAGGAAGACAACUUUUAGAGGGAGCUGCCCAGAGGAGCUGGCUCGCUGUGGCCCUGCAGCGGGGAUGCGGGGCUGCUCUAGGACUUGCCGUCCCCGCUGGCCCUGCUCGAGGGCAGGGACAGGGACUGUGACCCUCUCUAGUGCUGUGAAUGCUGCUGAGGAAGGUGAUGCCGUCCUGUCUCACCUCCCUCCUAUGAUGGCAGACAAUACCUGCACCCUCGGUGACAAGAAGUUAAACUGCAAUGAGCCUCCAGUUCUGUUUGACUCCUCGUGAAUUGGCCCAGCCAAACCAAUUCAGUCCCAUUAAAUCAGUCCUGGGCUUGAAUUCUUUCCAUGGCUUUGCAGUAGGGAAUCUUCUGUUGAGAUUUCCUCUGCUGUCCCAUCAGGGGAGCCUUGCUUUCUGGCAGGGAGAGGGUUAUUCCUGGUGUCAGGGACAUUCCCCACUGCCUGCUUUGGGAUAGCAUCUUGUCUUUUCCCCACCUGACUCUGCUGGGUUGGAUAGAUCUGCUCUUGGUUUCCAAAGAGCUAAAGAAGGUGUUGCCAGCCUUGCUGUGAAGAAAAAAAUACUCCAAAGCUUCACCAGGUCCUGUGAUCCAUCUGAGCAGUGUGGGGAAAACCCAAGUGCAGAAGAUGCUGGUGUUGGACCAGACUGACCUUGGGAAAGGCUCCGAGCAGGCAAGGAAAAAGGAUUGGUUGGGAAUUAACCUCAUGGCUUAGAAGGGAAAAGAAGUUAGCUAAACCCAGGUGAUGGCUACAGUAUGCCAAAUCCCUCUGAGCCCUCUCCAGAGCCAAGUUCCAGGGAAUAUGGGUGGGCUUAAUUCAGGAAUACAGUAGCCAAACCCAACCCCUGACCCCAGCCAAAAUGGUCCAGAAGGGCUAUUUGGCUGAUUUUAGCAGGAGUGGCCGGAGCAGCUGUGGAGUGUUGUUUGUUCUUAGUUUUCCAUUGGCAGGGAGCUGGACAAGCUGAUUUCCAAGAUUGUUUCCAUCUCUGAUUUCUCCUGGUUUCCGUCCCCAUGGUCAAAAUAAGUGAAAAUGUCUUGAUUUUUUUGUUUGUUUGUUCCUGAUGCACACACAGGUGCGGCAGUACCAGCUAUUGCUGGGUUUAAAGUGUUUCUUUUUACCUCCAGGUGAAAACUAGAAAAUGCAGGUUUAAAGGACUUGUAAGUGCUGCAGAGUGAGCACUUGGCAUGUGAUUGUGAAGAGGAUAACUGCGUUGUCAAACGGGGAAUAAAGCAUAUUCAUACCAAAGUUAUUUAAAAAAAUGAGCUGAAUGUUUAAAACUACAUAGAGCUGCUUAUUCUAAGGUGUGAUGAAGUUGGCGUCCAGGUCUAAUAUAAUAAUAUUUAACCUGUGACAGGCUCCUCAUGUGAUUCCUGUUAGCCUGGGAAUGAUUUGAAGGUUCUUUUUACAGUGUACUGUGACCAGUUUGAUGGUACUCCAAAGCUUGGCCAAGUCAAGCUGCACAUGCAGGUACCACCUCUUGUGUAAGUAGCAAACAGAAUUUGGAUAAAGAUGUGCUGAGAUGAUGGGAGCUGUUGAUUUUUAAACUUCUUUUGCUGUAUUUUCUCCACAUUUCAGGAAACUGUGGGAAUAAUGCGCUCUCCAUGAGAUGGAACACUGUCCAGUCUGCUUUGCCUGGCUGAUGGGGAGGUUCUUCUACCCAAAAAAUGUAUUUUUGCCUUAAAAAAAAAAAAAAAGCUUUUCCAUUGUGUUAUGAUUCUACAGGUGACCAAAGCCACAGUGGUGGCUUUCCACAAAGUACUGUUGCAGGUGUGGUAAGUGAAGGAUCUGGUUUACAAAAGGUUUGUAGGGGAAGUUUUAAUAAUCCCUUUUAUAAAAGGCAUCACUGGAGUAGGGGAGGAGGAAAAGUCCUUCAAGCAGUGGCAGAAGGUUUGUAUUACCUGAGUUUGUAUAUCCUACUGCAUCAGUCAUUCCAGUAGAUAUAAUUCCAGUUAUGUCCCCUGUAAGUCUGCCUUUAUUAGAGGGUGGGCAUAAGUUACCCAGGCAAACUUGGGAGUUUCAGGAGUCCGUCUUUCCAGUGAAUCUGUGGGGACAGAGCCACAGCCUUCUGUCAGUGAGAACUGAACAUGCAUAAUUCGUGUUUAUGGGGUGAAGAU